AUGCGGGACACAGGUGAUGGACAGGUUCAGGGAGCAGGUUUCCGAGGUUGGAAAGAAGUGACUUCUCUGUUUAAUAAGGACGAUGAACAACAUCUGCUUGAAAGAUGUAAAUCUCCAAAGUCUAAAGGAUCUAACUUACGUUUAAAGGAAGAAUCGAAGACAGAGAAGAAAGCUGGAUUUUGGGACAAUUUGGUUUUAAAGCAGAAUAUGCAGUCUAGAAAACCAGAUGAGAUUGAAGGCUGGGAACCUCCACAGUUUGCUGUGGAGGAUGCAGCAGCUGGCAUGGGGGACUCCGUGCACAGCCAGCAGCUCUGGACGGGCUGGGAGGGUGAGGACAAGGGCUCCAUCAGGUACAGCAGCCUGACCAGCUCAGCCAGCAGUGCCAGGUGGAGCCUCCGGUCAGCGGGGAGGUUGGUCAGCCUCAGACGGCAGAGCAAGGGUCACCUGGCAGAUGCCCAGGAGGAGGUGGAGUGAGUGAGUAGUGCCCAGUGCACAGCCUUGUGCUGCCAGGCGAGCCAGGUUUUGCUGGCCUGCGUGGCCUUGUAGCACACCAUCCAGCUACGAAGCCUUCCCCCACGAAGCAGUAGACUGCUGGGUCCCUGCCCGUCCCAGGUGGAGCCCUGUGCUCCUGCCCUUGGGGAACCCGGCAGGGCCUGGGUGGUGCCUUAUGUAGAAAUGCCCACCUGCCACAGCCCAGGCUGCGGGAACUGGGUGUUUGACCCAGUAAUGACGCACAGUCUGUCCCCCGUCGUGUGUCCAAGGGUCCUGCCCCUUUUCCUUCAUGUGACAUGUGUUUGGGCUGUGACUGACCCCUGGUGGCUUGCUACCCUCUUUUCACCAAAAGGUGAGAUGAGUCUCCCAAAGGUCACGACACCCUCUGGCAUGCAGGCUGUACCUCACCAGAUUUAAAAGAGGUGUAAACAAAUGCUGGAAAAGCAGAGGACACGUGUGUGUGAAACGGCAGCACCUUGAAUGCACGCUGGUCUGACAGUGGGUUUUCCUUUGAGAUUUUAUUUUUACUUCUCGUGACUUCUUCUUUUUUUAUCCUGGGGAUGGAAUCAAGGCCAUGCACAUGCUAGGCAAGUGCUCUACUGCUGAGCUGCACCCCCAGUCCACUCUUGAACUUUUAAAUAUUGCUUUUUAUUUUCUUCAAACCUUCUGUUCACUUAGUUUACAGAUUUAGGAAAUUCUAUAAAAUGAGGCUAAUUUUAGCCACUUGAUAAUUUUGUUUGGAAAACAUUACUUGCUUAUUAUAGAGCAAGGUGAAAAAACUAUACUUAAAGGUAAAAAACUGUACUUAAGACACUGAAGUGCCUAUUUUCUAUUCUUCCCAGGUGUUUAGUUUUUCAACACAAGAUACUGUGAUUGAUGUUAGGUCUGUAAGUUUUGUUUCCCUCAAAGAGUAACUUUGGCUAACUCGAUAGCAUCUCACUCUGCCUGUUUCUGGACAUGCUAACCGUCCUCAACAGUGUGAUCCUGUAUCAGGUGUCUUUGUCAGGAUGACCUUAGUGUCGGGUGGGCCAAAUAGCUACCUUAGGUGAAAGUGAUAGGCUAGGAAUAAUUUUCUUUGUUUUGAUUAAAAACAAAAGCUUCUAGUUACACUGUGCAUUCCUUUCCUGGAAAAACAAAGCCAAAAAAAAAAAAAAAAAUCCUGCCCUUGAGUGUUUUAGUGUGUAUUUCUGUGCUGUUCCGUGUACCUGGAUGUUCCAUUUAGUGUGUCCAUGGAGAACCAGCUUUGCCUCGCGGCUGAGCACACUGUGGUAUGUCAGAGCAUCUAACUGCAUUCUUGAUAGAACAAGUUUACUCGAUCCAUUCAUCUGUUGUCCCUUUAUCAUCCAUGGCUAGCCACCCCUCCAUACUUCCAUCCAUCCCUGCACCCACCCAUCUGCCCAUUUCUCUCUCCAUCUGUCCAUCUCUCCCCACAUCCAUCUGCCUACCUAUUAAUCUCUUUCCAUCAGUCCAUCCAUCCAUCCAUCCAACUUUUAGAAAAAGAACAAGUUUACUCACUGAGCCUUGAGAAGAGGAGAUGCUAAGUGCUAUUCAAAUAAAAACUGAUCUGUUAGAGACUGUUUCAUAAGGCAGAGGAGAAUCAGAAUUUUUGUGCUGUGGCUGGAUAGACAGGUGCAGGCACCAUCAGGUCAGAGUCUUAGAGUAGGGGCUGUGUGGGUGAGUUCAGGUGGAUACCUGAACUUCCUGGGAUACCGCCUGCUAGGAUGGAAGAUAGGACCCAGGCCCACGUGACGCCAGGAGCUGGUCAGCUUGUCUUUGGCCAGUCGUCUGUGUGGUGCACAAGUAUACCCUUGUGUUUGUGUCUCUGGAGCGUGUGGGGCAUCGCAGUCCUGGGGGUCCAGGUGGUGGUGGCUGCUGUGCCUCUGUUGUGUACCUCGCUGACAUUGCUGUGACUGGAAUAUGCACUGUCAAUCCAACUUUUCUUACCCACAAAGAUCAAUGUAAAAAUGGCUUUUUUCUCUGUUGUAUCUGAUUAAAAUAAUUGUUUAUGGUU
Messenger RNA from Ictidomys tridecemlineatus (thirteen-lined ground squirrel), 2503 nucleotides. The record is from RefSeq and is a predicted model, not a curated record. Lineage: Eukaryota; Metazoa; Chordata; Mammalia; Rodentia; Sciuridae.